Messenger RNA from Danio aesculapii, 3146 nucleotides. RefSeq names its product family with sequence similarity 110 member A (gene fam110a). Bases 365 to 1600 code for a protein of 411 amino acids. The transcript has 3 exons. The record is from RefSeq and is a predicted model, not a curated record. Lineage: Eukaryota; Metazoa; Chordata; Actinopteri; Cypriniformes; Danionidae.
UGUGUGAGGAGAGAGUCAAACCGGUCAGGCAAGUUUUACUUUCUUCUUAAAAUACAAACACACGCGUCCACCAUCUGUCCUGUGCUUUACUGUUGUCAGACAUUUUUAAAAGAAUACAGACGUUACAGGUUAUAUUCGGACUCACUAAACUUCAGAGGAAUCCAGUGCUGUGGCGUUUCUGAGGAGACACAGACAUAAUCCAGGAUCAUGUAGAGACAUGUUGUGCCCCGUCCCGACAAUCUGUAUCAAAACAUGAACCCAGUGUGUUCAUUGCAUUAAUGCGAAAGCAUACUGGUCCAUUCAUCUACCUCCAAGCAAGCCAGUGCCGAGAAAAAGAAACCAAGCAAGUUUUUCAUUUUUAAGGAUGUCAACUGACACUCUACAGCCCUCUCUAAGGAGAAUAACAAGGCUGGCUCCAGCUCCUGGCACACCAAGUCGCAACCUAGAGUUUGGUGGUCCGGUCAAAUCAUCUCCUGGGACACGCAAACCAAGUGCAGUGGAACGUUUGGAGGCAGACAAGGCCAAAUACGUCAAGAGCCAGCAGGUGGCUUUGAAGAAGCAGCAGCCAGUGAUUUCUUCCUCCAGCAACAGCCAGAAUGCGGCUCAACAGCCAUCCAGAAAGAUCCCUGCUAGACCCGUCAAGGCAGAGACUCCACCCCUUAACAUGGAGCAUCUCUGCAAACUGAUUGAUGGAGUUAGCGAUACCACCAACAUUCCAGUAGUUUCUUCACAAGCCAACGGCACUAGUAAAGCUCAAGAUGAUGUAGACCCAUCGAAGAACAUCUCUGCAACACUGGAGGACACUUCUGUUGGGUCAAUUUUAACAAGUCAGGGAAAGCCUGCAGUGGAAACUCCCACAAUGACGGUGCGGAGAGUUGAUGUCAGGCCGCAGUUGCCUCAAAUGAGGAUGCCUAGUAGACCACCAAUCCAGAACCGCUCAGCGACUCAACAAACAAUCCCAACACAACUCCUGCGCCUGCUCAGACCGUACACACAACCAAAUCAGCAAACAUUCGAUUUCAAAAGACUCCAUAAUGUUACAAAUGUCACCCGAGGACCUGUUAAGCCACCAAAUGGCCCUGCACUAAUCUCACCUUCUUCUAACUCUCCAUCUCUACCUUCCUCCACAAAAACAAACACAGAACCAUUAUCAUCUCCCACUCCACUUACUCCACCCGCUGUUGCUUCAUUACUUGCCAAAAAUGACUCUCAGUCCCCUCCGUCUCCAGCCUUCACUCGUCACUCCUCCACAAGCUCCAGGAAGCGUCCGUCAUUGACGCGCUCAAAAUCUGAUGUCAGUGACUGCUUUUCAAGAGCGGGGGCAGAACUUGAACGCUUCUUCAAUUAUUGUGGUCUCGACCCGUCAGAUAUUGAUGAACUUGCAAGACCAGGUUCUGACAUUGUGUCUGUUUCUCGUCUUCGUAGCGCCAGUGCUCCAGCAUCCGAGCACACAGCUGAGGGUGAAGAUGAGGAUGAAGAAGCUGCUAAAGACGACCGUCCUGCUUAUGGUGUUUCCGUCAUCGAGAGAAACGCUCGAGUGAUCAAGUGGCUUUAUGGAAUGCGUCAAGCCAAAGAGAGUCCCAAAGUGGCCAGUAUGUAACAAGCGACAAGAGACUGGGGGCUGGGACAGUAAAUCACUGUAUGGCUAAUCGAGAAAUAAUUCUGCAUCAAAUUUUCUGACUACAUUGCAAUUCUCUCUCGAAUCGAGUGUGUGCUUAUUUUUUUACCACCAGAUGGCACUGUAUGCUUUAUGAACAUCCACACUCUGCCAAUUCUUACAUAUACCAGUUGAACAUAAAAUGGUCAUUAAUAAACAUAAAGAUUUAAUGAAAAUCUUUAAAUGAAUGUGUUCGUAUUUAGCUGUUUACAGUAAUCCCAUGGAAAAGAUGUUAUGCAAGUACAUUUGACAACUAAUAGUACAUGAUCAAAAGAGUGUUGUUCUUCAGGGUCAAUAAGAGUGUAUGAUUAGAAACUAGCCUAGAACACCAUCUGCUGUUAAAACUAGCCUAUAGUCUUCUACUGUAAAAACUAGUCUAGAGCACCAUCUACUGUAGCUAGCCUAGAGCACUGGCGUCUGCUGUGAGACACUAGACUAGAUCACCUUCUUCUGUGAAACACUAACCCAGAGGGCCAUCUUCUGGUAAACACUAACCUAGAGGGCCUUCUAUGGUUAAAAAAACUAGCCUGGAGUAUCGUCUGCUGUUAAAAAAACUAGCCUUGAGUGCCUUCUGCGGUUAAAAAAAUAAAUUAGCCUAGAGCGCCCUCUGCUGUUAAAAAACUAGCCUAGAGUACCUUCUGCUAUUAAAAAAAAACUAGCCUAGAGUGUCAUCUCCUGUUAAAACAGUAGCCUAGAGUGCCACCUGCUGUUUAAACAGUAGCCUAGAGUGCCAUCUGCUGUAAAAACUAGCCUAGAAUGCAAUCUGCUGUUAAACAAUAGCCGAUAGCACCUUCUGCUGUUUUAACACUAGCCUGGAGCGCCAUCUGCUGUUUACACUAGCCUCGAGAACGUUCUGCUGUUUAAAUUCUAGCCUAGAGUGCCUUCUGCUGUUUAAACACUAGCUCAGAGCGCCAUCUGCUGUUAACAUUAGCCUAGAGCGCCUUCUGCUGUUUAAACUCUAGCCUAGAGUGCCAUCUUCUUUUAAAUUCUAGCCUAGAGCGCCUUCUGCUGUUUAAACACUAGCCUAGAGCGCCUUCUGCUGUUUAAACACUAGCCUAGAGCGCCAUCUGCUGUUAAACAUUAGCCUAGAAUGGCGUCUGCUGUUAAACAAUAGCCUAGAGCGCCUUCUCCUAUUAAAAAAACUAGCCCAGAGCAGCAUCUGCUGUUUAAACACUAGCCUAGAGCGCCACCUGCUGUUAAAAACGAGCCUAGAGCGUCUUCUGGUGUUUAAAAACUAUAGCAUAGAGCAGCAUCUGCUGUUUAAACACUAGCCUAGAGCGCCAUCUGCUGUUAAAAACCAGCCUAGAGCGCCACCUGCUGUUCCUAAACGAGCCUAGAGCACCACCUGCUGUUAAAAACUCAUCUAGAGCGCCACCUCUUGUAAAAACUAAGCUCAGAAGUGAUUCCAGAGACAAUCUAAGAAUCGAUCUAUAAACACUUUUGUCAUCCCAGCUCUAGCGACUAACAUCAACCACUAUUCAGACUGAAA